AUGACUUGUGACAAAUGGAAGAAGUUUAUCCAAGUGAACAUUUACGGUCAAACGCUUCAAGGGCUACAGCAACAAGGAAUAGCAUUAGAAACUAUGUUGUGUGAUAUAGGAUGUUCGAAAGUUUGGAUUGUGGAGGGAAAAAUGUACAACGAUGAUUCUUGUCAUCAAACGGUCAAUUCCAGUGAGGUAUCUAUUUUGAAAGCCCCAGCUCUAAGUACUACUAUCGCUGACGUAAAAUGUCCUCGAUUCUCCACUCCAGCUGUUUCACAAGUUGAUCUUCAACGAAAAUUCACUUUGAAUUUGCCGAUAAAAUUCUCGGAAAUCAAUUCCAGCUAUGACGAAGAUUUUGAAACCAGCCAUGAUAGUGGCGAAGAAAGUAAGGCAAGUGAUGAUGCUGAUAUAGAAGAACUGGUCAACGAUAUUCUGCAAAAAGUGUCGGAAUCAGACAAAGAAACAGCAAUCGAACAGACGAUAUUCAGCAGUACGAUCACUGGAAUGAAUGUUCCAAGGUGUUCGACUCCCAUUAACCAACAUGUUGAUCUUCUUCAAACGUUCGAUCUACAUAUUCCUGAAACUGUUUCUGAAAUUGGGUCAAAUGGCGAGGAUGAGACGAUAAGUGAUGAACUGAUGGAAGAAUGUGCAUCGAACUGUCACUCAACAAGUUUGGAAUAUGAUGGAAAUCUGAAACAUGUCACGCUGAGGCCACCUAUUAUUCGUGUACAUACGAGGUCGAUGAUGGCGAUGACAAAGUCUGGAACGCUAAUCCGAAAGCGCAAAUCAGCCGCUUCGAAGCUUGCUUCUACAUCUAUAAUUUCGCGAAAACAACGAGUAGUUUUGAAAGAGUCAACGUCAACUGAUAGAAUGAAAAACAUUCUGAAAACUCUGAAAAAAGAAACUUCAGUCAUUCCGACUGUUGAAAAACUUGUUCAAUCGAAUCAAAAAGACAUGCCGCUCAUCAACAUCAAACGGGAGUUGUCGAAUGAAAACACAAUUCACCUGGAAUAUACUGAAUAUGCGGGCAACAUGAUUCCUGUGAAACCAGAUGUGCCGUUAUCUUCAAAUAAUGAUAUGACCAGCAUUCAAGCCAGUUCUCGUCCUUAUUCUGAACCAGUUUUGUUCAAUUUGAAAACGGCAUUAGCAGAAUUAAACGAAACAGUUGUUUAUCACUCAGCCGAAAGUUCUAUUGAUGAAGGAGGGCUUCAUAAUUAUACUGAUAACAAUCACAAUGCUCUUGACUCUCAUCGUCAAAUGACGUAUAUUGAUUACAACAUUGGCGAGAACGGAGGAGAAGAAGAGACAUUAAUUAUUGAACAUCAUGGAGAAGAGGAUUAUGAAGACCACUGUAUACACGUUGAAGAGGAUGAAAACCAUGAAAUAAUGCACACACCACCUCCUCCUGGUCUAAUAAAUACAAAAUCAAUCUUGAAAGAUAACACGAAAGUUGAUCGUGGUAUGAAAAAGACAGUAUCAUUCAAAGUGCCAAAAAACAAACGUAGUAAACUUGAUCAAAUGCAUCAAAUCAAGUGUCAUUUUCAGAGUUGUGAGAGAGUCUUCGUUUGGAAAAUGCGAUACGGAAAGCAACGUCUUCUUGAUCAUGCGAUGACACAUCUCACAGAAAAAUGUCUCGGAUGUCGUACAUGUGACGAAGCGUUGAGCACAUCCAAUCAAUUGCGAUACCACUAUAAGAAGUUUCAUCCAGAAAUAAAGUGCUUGAAUUUCAACAUUCUAGAAGUGUUCAACUUGGAGCGAGAGGAUGUCGCUAUCGCCGAAAUUUUCCGUCAAUGUUAUGAACCGCAAUUGUCGAUUAUUGGAAAAAUUGGAAAAAAUCGAAACAUGAGAAGAGAAAAAGAGAAGAGGGAAGAGUCGCAGGUUGCCGAACAAGAAGAAGAAACAAAUCACGACAACGAUGCUCCUAGCUCGUCAACAAAUCUUUUCUAG
Molecule: messenger RNA, 1938 nt
Organism: Caenorhabditis remanei
Lineage: Eukaryota; Metazoa; Nematoda; Chromadorea; Rhabditida; Rhabditidae
Exons: 7
Coding region: 1-1938 (645 amino acids)
Biological process (GO): meiotic chromosome segregation
Cellular component (GO): condensed nuclear chromosome
Source: RefSeq, a predicted model, not a curated record